CACAGUCCUGGCUGCGGGAGUCGAGUCGCAGUCGCCGCCAGCGGACGGGGCGGGGAUCUUGGUGCCAGGUCCUCGUCAACCCGCCCCCGCAGCCUCAGACAGCCUUCCCAGGCUGGGCCCGACCGUCAUGGAGCGGGGCGGGACCUCCGCCUGUUCCGUGUGAGGCGCUUCGCUGCCACCGGCGCCUUCGCCUCUCCAGGCCUCCGAAACCCCCGCCGCGGCCCGGAGCCCCUUGCCUUGGCCGCUCUCGCCGCCCCCAGUCAGGCUCGAAUGCGCGUCCUUUGAAGGUGCAGGCCCGGCGCCGCCACUGCCGCAGCCAGGAGAUGGUUCGGGCCUAGCGGAGCCGGGACUGGAGGGAAUCUAGAGCAACAGCAAAGCUGAGGUCAAACUGCCAUAAGGAUGGACCCCAAGGAAGCUGUGUUUGGGACAAAAAGAAAUCAAGAUAAGCAACAUGAACCGUGAAGACCGGAAUGUGCUGCGUAUGAAAGAACGGGAAAGGCGGAAUCAGGAAAUUCAGCAGGGUGAAGACGCCUUCCCACCUAGCUCUCCUCUCUUUGCUGAGCCAUACAAAGUUACUAGCAAAGAAGAUAAGUUAUCAAGUCGUAUUCAGAGUAUGCUUGGAAACUACGAUGAAAUGAAGGAUUUCAUAGGAGACAGAGCUAUACCAAAGCUUGUCGCAAUUCCCAAGCCUGCAGUGCCACCACCACCGGCAGAUGAAAAAUCUAACCCAAAUUUCUUUGAACAGAGACAUGGAGGCACUCAUCAGAGUAGCAAAUGGACUCCAGUAGGACCUGCACCCAGUACUUCUCAGUCUCAGAAACGGUCCUCAGGCUUACAGAGUGGACAUAGUAGCCAGCGGACCAGUGCAAGUGGAAGUAGCAGCAGUAACAGUAGUAGCCAGAGACAUGACCGUGACUCAUAUAGCAGUAGUGGGAGUAGUAGUCGGAAAAAAGGCCAGCAUGGAUCAGAAUACUCCAAAGCACGUUCUUCUAGCCCUGGAAAGCCCCAGGCUAUUUCUUCGUUAAGUUCCAGUCAUUCCAGGUCUCAUGGGAAUGAUCACCAUAGCAAGGAACAUCAGCGUUCCAAAUCACCUCGGGACCCUGAUGCAAACUGGGAUUCUCCUUCCCGUGUACCUUUUUCAAGUGGGCAGCAUUCAAAUCAGUCUUUCCCACCUUCAUUGAUGUCAAAGUCUAGUUCAAUGUUACAGAAGCCCACUGCCUAUGUGCGGCCCAUGGACGGACAGGAGUCCAUGGAACCAAAGCUAUCCUCUGAACACUACAGCAGCCAGUCCCAUGGCAACAGCAUGACAGAGCUGAAGCCCAGCAGCAAGGCACAUCUUACCAAGUUGAAAAUACCUUCCCAACCACUGGAUGCAUCAGCUUCUGGUGAUGUGAGCUGUGUAGAUGAAAUUCUAAAAGAGAUGACGCAUUCAUGGCCUCCCCCUCUAACGGCUAUUCAUACACCAUGCAAAACAGAACCUUCCAAAUUUCCUUUUCCUACCAAGGAAUCUCAGCAGUCCAAUUUUGGCCCUGGAGAACAAAAAAGAUACAAUCCUUCUAAAACUUCAAAUGGGCACCAGUCUAAAUCUAUGUUAAAAGAUGACUUAAAACUAAGCAGCAGUGAAGACAGUGAUGGGGAACAGGAUUGUGAUAAGACAAUGCCAAGGAGUACACCAGGAAGUAACUCUGAACCUUCACACCAUAAUAGUGAAGGAGCAGAUAACUCCAGGGAUGAUUCUAGUAGCCACAGUGGAUCUGAAAGCAGCUCUGGAUCUGAUUCGGAGAGUGAAAGUAGUUCCAGUGACAGUGAGGCAAAUGAGCCAUCCCAGAGCGCAUCUCCUGAGCCUGAACCACCACCAACGAACAAAUGGCAACUUGACAAUUGGUUGAAUAAAGUGAACCCACAUAAAGUGUCACCAGCUUCUUCAGUGGAUAGUAACAUCCCAUCAUCUCAAGGCUACAAAAAGGAAGGCCGAGAGCAGGGUACUGGGAAUAGCUACACUGAUCCAGGUGGACCUAAAGAAACAAGUUCCACUACUCCUGGACGAGACUCCAAAACCAUUCAAAAGGGAUCAGAAAGUGGGCGUGGAAGGCAGAAAUCUCCUGCACAGAGUGACAGCACAACACAGAGGAGAACUGUAGGCAAAAAGCAACCCAAAAAGGCUGAGAAGACAGCUGUGGAUGAGCCUCGUGGAGGCCUGAAGAUAGAAAGUGAAACCCCUGUCGAUAUAGCUACCAGCAUGCCCUCCAGCCGACACAAAGCCGCCACCAAAGGCUCAAGGAAACCCAAUAUAAAGAAGGAGUCUAAGUCUUCCCCUCGACCUACAGCAGAGAAAAAGAAAUACAAAUCCACGAGUAAAUCUUCCCAGAAAUCAAGGGAAAUCAUAGAAACCGAUACCUCUUCUUCUGAUUCAGAUGAAAGUGAGAGCCUUCCUCCUUCUUCACAAACUCCUAAGUACCCAGAGAGCAAUAGGACUCCUGUUAAACCCUCCUCAGUGGAGGAAGAAGAUAGCUUUUUCCGGCAACGAAUGUUCUCUCCUAUGGAAGAGAAGGAACUUCUUUCCCCCCUCAGUGAGCCUGAUGAAAGGUAUCCACUUAUUGUGAAGAUUGACCUGAAUCUCUUGACUAGAAUACCAGGAAAGCCUUACAAAGAAACAGAGCCACCCAAGGGGGAAAAGAAAAAUGUGCCGGAAAAGCACACAAGAGAAGCUCAGAAACAAGCCUCAGAAAAAGUUUCCAACAAAGGCAAGAGGAAGCAUAAGAAUGAAGAUGAUAGCAGAGCCAGUGAGAGCAAGAAACCCAAAACAGAGGACAAGAAUUCAGCAGGCCAUAAGCCAUCUAGCAACAGAGAGUCAUCUAAGCAGAGUACUACAAAAGAAAAGGAUUUGUUACCUUCUCCUGCUGGGCCUGUUCCUUCAAAAGAUCCCAAAACAGAACACAGCUCUCGGAAGAGAACUAUUAGUCAGUCUUCUUCCUUAAAGUCAAGCAAUAACAGCAGCAAGGAGAAUAGUGGCAGCAGCAAAAACAGUUCCUCCACAUCCAAGCAGAAGAAGACUGAAGGGAAGACUUCCAGUAGUUCUAAGGAGGUUAAGGAAAAGGCUCCAAAUAGCUCCUCUAACUGUCCUCCAUCUGCACCAACUCUUGAUUCUUCUAAGCCUCGGCGAACAAAGCUUACCUUUGAUGACAGUGAAAGUUUGCAUUGCAGGAAUUAUUCAGCAGACCAUUAUUUACAAGAAGCAAAGAAGCUAAAGCACAAUGCAGAUGCAUUGUCUGAUAGGUUUGAGAAAGCUGUAUACUAUCUUGAUGCUGUGGUAUCUUUCAUUGAAUGUGGGAAUGCAUUAGAGAAAAGUGCUCAGGAAUCCAAAUCCCCAUUCCUUAUGUAUUCAGAAACGGUGGACCUCAUCAAAUACACAAUGAAGCUAAAGAAUUACUUGGCACCAGAUGCUACAGCUGCAGAUAAAAGACUCACAGUACUUUGCCUGCGAUGCCAGUCUUUGCUAUACCUGAGGCUGUUCAAACUAAAGAAGGAAAAUGCUUUGAAGUAUUCAAAGACACUGACGGAGCACCUGAAGAAUUCUUACAAUAAUUCUCAAGCACCAUCACCUGGCUUGGGAAGCAAAGCUGUUGGGAUGCCUUCUCCUGUUUCUCCAAAGCUUUCACCAGGCAAUUCAGGAAAUCAUUCUUCUGGAGCCACUAGUGCUUCAGCAAGUGGUUCUUCAGUAACCAUUCCGCAGAGGAUCCACCACAUGGCAGCCAGCUAUGUUCAGGUUACAUCCAACUUCCUCUAUGCCACCGAAAUUUGGGACCAAGCUGAACAGCUUUCCAAAGAGCAAAAAGAAUUCUUUGCUGAACUGGAUAAAGUAAUGGGCCCUCUCAUCUUUAACGCAAGCAUCAUGACAGAUCUAGUUCGUUACACCCGGCAGGGACUGCACUGGCUUCGCCAGGAUGCCAAGUUGAUAUCUUGAACUGAACACAUUCUCGUUGCCUCUGAUUUUCUCCACAACACUGUGUCACAUCACGAAGGAAAACUGCCAUACCACGCCACCUAGUCGACACUAAGAAUAAGGAAUGGUUUUCUCCUCCUUGGUUCAUGUGUUGUUUUUAUAACCCAAUGCCAUCAUGUCGAUUGGCCCCUUUAAUAUUCCCAAUGUGAAAAAUUAUUUAAAUGCUUUUAAAUCUGCAGCACAUUGGUAAGAUGGUUUCAGUGAUCUGUAAUAAGAUCGAAAUUCCAGUUGCAAUUCAUAACUAAUCAGUUGAAAUUAUAUUUAUUUUAAUUUUUUUAAGUUCCCAGAUUGGGGCUAGUUUAAAACUUAGUUAUUUCUGUCUGUAAAUUUACUUUGUUGAAUAUUUAGCAUAAAUUUAAGGUAGACAUUUUUAUUUAUAUACUUUGGGAGAUUUGUUACCUAAUGUCUUUGUGGUAGCUCUUCUAAGAGUAAGAAUUGGUUCACCUAAAAUAGGACAUCUUCUUUUUACACCUACUACCUGAUGUUAUUAUUUGAAAUCUUAACUACAAUUUUCUUAUUGUAGACUUUAUGGUAUUAAGGAUAUUCUUCUACACAUGAAAAAUCACUUAUAUAUGUGAGAAGAUUGGCAUUCAACGUGGAUGUAAGAUGAAAUGUGUCUGAUUUGAUAUGCAUUAUUUCAUAAACUGUGAAUGUGUGUUAAUAACACUACAGCAAUCACAAGGUGACUAUUCCUUGCAUUUAAUGCAUUACAAAAGAGGGCAGGCAAACUUUGUAGAAGAUGCAUAUCAUGUUGAAGUUUCAUAAAAGGACAAUCUUGAACUUCAUGGAUUUUAUUAAAACAAUGUUUUGUUUUUUUAAGAGAUGGGAUCUUACUGUGUUGCCCAGGCUGAUCUUGAACUCCUGGGCUCAAGCAAACUUCCCAAGUAGCUGGGAUUACAGGUGUGAGUAAGCCAGCAUAACAGGUGCACACAGUAUGCCCAGCUCGUGUGUUCCUUUUUGUUGCUAAUCAUUUGAUACCUAAUGGAAACAAUACGUGACUGUGGGGAAAAAAGGAUGAUCCAACUCCUGAGGAUUGCUGCCUGUGUCUCUUUAAUUGAUAAUGUUUGAAGGUUAAAAUCUUAUUUAGAUUUUUGUUUUCCUCCUACUAGAUUGUGAUGCUCUGAUACGUGCAUACAGUGACUGAUGUACAAAUGGGCUGGAGCUUUGGUGUAUGUGCUUUUGGUAUACAACUUACAGUUCUAAUGCCUGAUGUAGAGAUGAUGAAUUUUUCCUUUUAAAGUCUGUGUUGUAUUUAUUCCCUUUGUAUUAUGAAGGCCCUCAUCAAUGAUGUAUGUUUCUGAUGGGAUCAGAAAAUUCACACUAGGAAAGUACCUAACUUGGUUUAAUGUGAGCUGUCUUGGGAAAGGGAGGGGAACGGGGAUAGAGCUUAAGAAGCCAGCUCUGUAAGAGUUGUAUAUCUGAGUACCUUUCCCUACAAGGUGCAUAUAGGAGUCAAAGGUAAGACGUUUACCCUCUAUAUAUACUUUGUUUUUAAUGCCCCUAUCAUAUAUGGUGUGCCUUAAAUCUUACCUUUAAAUGAAGACUCUAUGGAUUGUUUACAGAUAAAGUUUUACACUAGGACCAGAUUGUUCAUAACUGGUUGGUCUUCUACAGUAAUAAUGUUAAAUUCUCUUCCUCUUAAAUCUUCCUUUAGGGUCACAUAAAGAUUAAGUCUUUUAGAAAAGCUAAUGCUUUAAUACAUGACUUAGUCUAACCAAUUGGGUGAUGCUGCUUAAAAAAACAAUUUGUCCUUCUUCCCAUUCCAAAAAUAAACCCAUCCAUUGAGAGAAGAAAAUAAAAAACAUUGCCCCACUAUUUGUAGUUGAUUGCUAAGGCUUGAAAUGGGAAAGGGGGAAGAAGGGAUAGAAAAGCUCCCAGUCCAAUGGUGCAGUGAAUCUUUUGUGUGUGAGUCUUUUUUUUUACUCUUAUUUCUGAAGCUAGUGUACUUCAUUGUCCUGUGGCCUCAUAUUUAUAGAGCUUCUUAAUUGUUUUGUACCUCAAGUUGUUUUUACAUCACUGAAGAUGGAAAUAUACAAAUUAUGUUGAAUUUAAUCUUUUUCCUUUGGAUAAAUUGCCUCUGAUACCUUUUUAAUUUAAUCUUAGUGUGUUCUAGGAACAGUUUUCCUUAAGAGAACAACUCAGCGAUCAUGAUAGCUGUUUAGUAAGAAAUAACUUUUGUUAAGCAGGUACAUGUAUGUCCUGUCCUGAUUUCUCUGAUUCCUUAAUUUGCAGUGAUGUCUUAGAAGUGGAAAAAGUAUCCUAUGGGGUUUUAGACUUUCAACAACAGCCAGUGGGGCACCUCUCAGUUCUAGUGUAUUCUAGUCUCUUGUGUGUCCUGAAAGGCAGCAGGAGCACUUCUUGGGUCACACUGAUAACUUUGUUAAAGCCGAAUUUCCUGCAUGUUUUAUGGUGCUGCUCUAUAAGAUAUUUUCUCUUUAAAAUGAUGUUAAUUCUUAGAGAAUGAAUUUUUUAAGCUUUUCAUUGUGGAGGGUUUUUCCCACAAGAUAGUAAUGGGUGGUGGAUCAAAAUCUUAUUCUAAAUAAUUGAACUUUCAUUGUCAAAGCUGUGGAAAUACUACUCUGUAUCCUCCGUGUCUGUCUUCUCAAGUGUCCUGUCUGUGUCAUCAAUCUGCUCUAGCACAUUCUUUGGACUCCUUUACAGGUGACCAUUCCUCCCUCCUCAGUAGGUGUCCUCAGUGUUUUCUAACCAUUUAAAACUGAAUUUGACAAGUGGCUAAAAACUUAGUCUAAGACUUGUACUUAAUAUAUAGUUAAUUAUAGAAAUACUAUAUAGCAACUAUUUUAACAAUUACUCUGUUGACUGCUCUUUACAACCACACUUGUGUGCCAGAAGGCAGCAUCCUACACAUUGGACUCUUUACAAUGGAUGAAGUUGUCAAAGUAGUCUUGCCUGGGCCAGGCUGUGGGGAGCAAUCCCUUUCAGGUGAUUCAGACUUUCACAGCUCGGUCCAGGCUCUAGUCUGGCUGGAGAGCAUCCAGUCCAUUCCUUGCCUCAGUGCCACCUUUUUCUGGGCAAGUAGCCAAGAACCAACUACAUAAGCAUGAGUACUUUCAGAUAAAUUUACAGCUAUAGCUGCCGAAGACUGGAGAAGUUUGACCACCACUGAUUUAAUUCUCCAGUGUAAAAGCAAUUUAGCGUAAUGUGUGCACGUGCCCACACGCGCCUGUGUUUCUGGAAAGCUUUUGCACAGAUAGAUCCCUAGGCAUCUGGGCUGCACCUUGAGUGUCACACUUGUGGCUUUAUUAGAUUCACAGUUUUUUUUUAAAUUGUUGUUCAUUUCUUUUCAUUCAAGGUUUAAUCAGCGUGGUCAGACAGCAUCAUUUUGUAUUUAAUGACUGAAACUUUGGUACAUUAACUUAAUGAACGAGCUUGCAUCAUGAAGCACGAGCCUAUGGAAGGCAACUGUUAUAAAUGAAAAUGCUAGCUCUGGAGGCCAGUGCUCUGUGGAGUUUCAGAGCCGCCGGUGAUUGUUCCACUCAGUGAUGCCUAGUUAUGUAGAGGAGGGGUACACUGUGCACUCUUCUAGGUGUGAGGGUAUGCAACUUUGGAUCUUAAAAUUAUGUACACAUACACACUUUAUAUAUAUGUACGUAUGUAUGAAAACAUGAGAUUAGUUCGUCAAAAAUGUGUGUGUUUAGUAUUUUAGCUUAGUGCAACUAUUUCCACAUUAUUUAUUAAAUUGAUCUAAGACACUUUCUUGUCGACACCUUGAACAUUAAUGUUCAAGGGUGCAAUGUGUAUUCCCUUAGAGUGUUAGAGCUUAAUUACUAUGAUUUGUAGUAAAAUGACUAUUAAAAUACAUUUGAGUCCUUCUGUAGUGUAAUAGGGCUCUUACAGGGUGGGAAGGAUUUUAAUUUUCCAGUUGCUAAUUGAACAAAAUGGCCUCAUUGUGUAUUUUGAUUCAUAGGAGUUUGUGUCUGGGUCCCAGGAUCAUCUGCUGGAGAUGACUGUUCUGGCACUGUGGUGAUGUUUUUUAAAAAAACUUAAGUAACUUGGGGAGCCAGAGCAUUUCAAAUCCAUAUAGACUCCUAUAACUCAUAUUUCCUACAUGGAACACAGAUUUCAUUUUGACUUUAUGCAUCAGUGUGUUGGAGAGGCAGACUUUUUUCUAGUAAUAUUGUACAUCCAAGGUUGCUAUUCAGUAAAAUUGAUUAAAGAGCUAAUUAUUGAACAGCUUUGAAUAUGUAGUGACAAGAGAGCAAGUUGUUCAUGUUUGUUGAGCACAUCUUUCACAUAUUCACUAACGGAGAAAUUCAUUUUAGACCUCUAGACCAUCUACUAAGGUGCUGGUCUUAUUGAGCUCCUAUUCAUAUGAAACUCUAGGGUUAAUUCAAAAGAACUUGCUAUCUCCAGUAAAGAGAGGAAGAAUAGCAAUCUCUUUUAAUGGAAUUUGGUCACAGAAUGAGGUAUUGCAGUUUUAAGUCUAAAGCAAGUCUUAGAGAUCUUUAAGCAUUGUAAAAUAGCAACCUUAGUAGUCACAACAUAAACAGUUGACUUUGGGAAUGUCAGCAUAGACCUCUCCCUGUCACCAUUGUUCAGCUAAGCAUAACUUGCCAUUCUUAAAACAAAAACAAAAAAAGCUUUCUAAACGUGGAAAAGCUCCCACCCAGAAAUUGUAGUUAUAUUCAGUUUUUUGACCUCUUACUGCUUCCAUGUGGGGUUUCUUUUCAGCUUUUAACCAUUGGAAUUUUCUACCUGUUAUGUUCCUCUCUGGAAAAUAUCUAUUUGGAAAUGCUGCCUUUCAAAUCAAUGCCAUGGUUAUCCAUACUGUUGAGUUUGUUGUUGCUGUUCAAGAAGUGUUCCCAUUUUACAACUUUAUGCACACACCUGGCAGAUCAUUGACAUUUGCAUUCAACAGUACUAAGAUGGGGUGGGGGGGGGGCUCACCAACAGAGUUGGCCUAAUUGACAGUGCCUGAAAAGGCACCACCUUUGAGGGCCAGCUGUGUGGUUGGUAAGCACAGUUAUGAAAAUUUGUAUCUAGCCUCCUUUUUGAAUUGUUUUAGGAAAUUUUGUAUAUGGAGGAUAGAAAUACUUAUAUAUUUAUUGAAAAUCCUUUUAUUUGAGAUUAAAAUUAUUUGGUAAAUAAUGGUUUGAUAUUUGGGGAGUAUUUUGGAGGGGAGGAAAUACUGCCAGUAAAUUAAAAGCCUAUUGAUUCUGCAGAAAGGUACUGUUAGUGACUGAUAGGAUGCCUUUGUUUUGUACAUGAUCCAAAUCUGUAUUUUACAUUUCUUUUUUUUUGCAGUUUUUGGCCAGGGCUGGGUUUGAACCCACCACCUCUGGUAUAUGGCGCUGGCACCCUACUCCUUGUGCCAUAGGCGUCGCCUGUUUUACAUUUCUUUUACCCAAAAUAUUUAGGCAUCUGACAUUUUCAACCAAAAUUUCAAUUAUAUACUGUGAUUUUUAUUUGUUGCAAUACAUUAAAAUUUCAGAGGUACUUUGGGGCUUAAAAGCUAGGAUUUCUAAGUCAGUAUGUGCAUUUCACAUAAUAAAGCUGUUAAUGGUGAGCAAAGUAUUAUAUACUAACUAGAUUUUUCCACAUCUGUAUAGUAUAUUAUAUGUAUUUUGUGGUAUUGAAAUUAUAGAAAGUUUAGAGUGUCAAACAUGCGUUUAAUGUGUAUUUUUAAACAAAUUUAUGGCAAUUAAAAUAUUUGGAGAACAAGGGUAUCACAUUUCAAUUUGUAAAGAUCUUUUUAACUCUACUGUGUCAUUAAAAUGCUUUGUAUAAUGCCAAACCAUAGCUGGAGAAACUAAGUUUAAUAAAUAUCAAAUAGAUUUUCUGUAUUAAAGUUUAUAAACACUG
Molecule: messenger RNA, 9826 nt
Organism: Nycticebus coucang (slow loris)
Lineage: Eukaryota; Metazoa; Chordata; Mammalia; Primates; Lorisidae
Gene: AFF4
Product: ALF transcription elongation factor 4
Exons: 22
Coding region: 452-3964 (1170 amino acids)
Biological process (GO): regulation of gene expression
Cellular component (GO): super elongation complex; nucleus
Source: RefSeq, a predicted model, not a curated record